Molecule: messenger RNA, 423 nt
Organism: Microtus ochrogaster (prairie vole)
Lineage: Eukaryota; Metazoa; Chordata; Mammalia; Rodentia; Cricetidae
Gene: Hspd1
Product: 60 kDa heat shock protein, mitochondrial-like
Exons: 3
Biological process (GO): protein refolding
Molecular function (GO): ATP-dependent protein folding chaperone; ATP binding
Source: RefSeq, a predicted model, not a curated record
UGCGCCCUGCUCCGCUGCAUCCCAGCCUUGGAUUCCCUAAAGCCUUCCAAUGAGGAUCAGAAAAUAGGUAUAGACAUUAUUAAAAGAGCACUCAAAAUCCCCGCAAUGACCAUUGCCAAGAACGCGGGUGUUGAGGGGUCUUUGAUAGUUGAGAAGAUUCUGCAGAGUUCCUCGGAAGUGGGGUACGAUGCCAUGCUCGGGGAAUUUGUGAACAUGGUGGAAAAGGGAAUCAUUGAUCCAACAAAGGUCGUAAGAACUGCUUUACUGGAUGCUGCUGGGGUGGCCUCCUUGCUAACGACAGCAGAAGCUGUAGUGACCGAAAUUCCUAAAGAAGAGAAGGACCCUGGAAUGGGCGCAAUGGGGGGAAUGGGAGGGGGGAUGGGAGGUGGCAUGUUCUAAUUCCUAGAAUAGCGCUUUGCCCUU